Arabidopsis arenosa is the source of this 1326-nucleotide messenger RNA. Lineage: Eukaryota; Viridiplantae; Streptophyta; Magnoliopsida; Brassicales; Brassicaceae. The record is from the annotation of a GenBank genome assembly.
GAAAUCUAAAAUACAUAGAUUUGCUAGCCUCUUAUUACGCCAAGUUUCAUAUUGCAGCAGCCCUAAUUCCCAAAUUCUUCCGAUAAUUUGUUCACAAAUCCCUAGAAAAAUCCAGAGGGAAUUUUCAAAUCUUACGGUGAUCAACCUGCUUCAGGCCUGUACAAGGAUUAAAGUUAAUUGAGUAAAUUAUCAUGAGAUUCAGAAGAGGAAGUAGAGUUGAGGUGUUUUACCAUCAAAGAGGCGCCUUAUGGUGCGUGGCGAUCAGCGGAGAUUAUAUCGGUAAUGGUCACACUUACAGUGUUAGAUAUUACUCUUUUGAACUUUCUAACAAUGAGGCUGUUGAGGAAAGAGUUCCAAGGAAGAUAAUUAGGCCGUGUCCUCCGCAAAUAGAUGUUGAUAGGUGGGAAGCUGGUGAAUUGGUGGAGGUUCUUGAUAAUAUUUCUUGGAAAACUGCUACGGUCUUGGAGGAGUUAUCUGGAAGAUAUUAUGUCGUUCGGUUACUUGGUGCCAAAGUAUCUUGUUCUGUGAAGUCCUCGACGCUUACUGGAUCAGAUGAACAGCAGAAUCUGAAGCCCUUUCUGAACAGUGUGGUGCCCCAGGAGACUAGUGUUGCUUCUUUAAGAGUGUUGAAGAGACCUUCACCCUGUGAUUCGGCGGAGUCUGCUGAAUCAUGCACAAGAAGUCCUAAGAAGAUACGAUCAUUGGAGGAAGACGGACACCAGCACCGGUUUGCUUCGUCUGAACUUAGGGGUGUUAAAAUGCACGUGCAAGCUUCCUUUAACAAGAAUAAAAGUGGUUUCCGUCAACUGGUCAGGAUGGUGCUAGUCAAGGUGCCGACUCUUAUAGUAAUGAUGCUGAAUCUUCAAAAGAAGCAUUUGGAUGCAGAGAGGAAGCUACGCGAAAACAUUCAUUAUCAGGUAAUGGAGCAGCGGUGUUGGCCAUUCUUCCCUGCAAUGUGGAAUCAACUGUUGUAUAUUGUUCUUUUACCGGAGGAUUCUUAUAAUGAUUGUAUAGACAGCAGAAAGGAAAUUAUGAACAGUGUAGCCAUGUCGGAUGACUGCAGAUCUUUCUUGCUUCUAGAGAUCUUACUCUGAUGCAUGAGGUCAACUGAAUGGUGUUCUUGGAUAAACUCCGUGGACAGGCUUGGAACUGUUCCUAGCCGAAAGAGAAAUAUUUACAGUCUGGUUGCUUAUGUUUGCCGACGAUUGCAAAUGUGUUACCAGUAGAUUGCGGGUCAGAUUCUCAUGAUUUCUCUUCUAACCACUUUUGAUUGUGAAAACUGUCCAUUGCGUUUAUUUUAGUAUAUAAGAAAAUACCCAAUUUCCU